AGUUGUAGAGAGAUUGAGUGAAUAAUUACAAACAUCACAUGUUUAGACUAUAGAGGAAUUUGCACUUUAGAGUUAAUUAACAGAUAUUUUAAAGUUUAACUAGUUGACUUAAGUGGAAUGCAGUCAGUUCAUACUCCCUUAAUAUAUUUUUACGUAACUGAGAACUCUCCAAACCAUGCACUGAUAAAUGGAGCUGUUGUGUAAUUGCUCAUGUUUCUUUUUGGUAGCCUUUUUCCAGGGCGCUAACAAACUGCUCCUGAACGAACGAGCUAACUGGGUGCAUCUAAAGGAGUUUGCCAGUAAAAAUGCUGCCAACGCUCUUUCUGUUGCCAACAUGCUCAUGGGCAUGGCCUCAAUCCUCUGCAGUCUCAAUGGCCAUCAUCAUGCCUCGUGCUGGCUGGUUCUGAUCGGUUACCUGCUGGAUUUGGCAGAUGGAGCAGUUGCUAGGCAACUAAAUGCUUGUCAACAAUGUACUGCAGUGUACUUUUUUUGUACUGCAGGUGCAAAGUUGGAUGAUUUUGCUGAUUUCACAACAUUUGGAAUAGCAACAUCUCUCAUCUUAAGGACACCCAGUCUUUUGGAUAACAUCCUGUGCAUGUUGUAUGUGCUGUCUGUCUAUACUCGUCUCUGCUUCUUCUCUAGUGGAAUCCCAUUCAUGUACCGUGGCCUACCAUGCAUCUACUCCUCUGCCAUCCUGGUGUGUGUUUCUCUGCUGACUGGAGGAAAUAUGGCAGUACUGAGAAUCCUAGCAGUGGCCAUGAUUCUCUUCAUGGUCAGUCAGAACUUCUACCCACAUGACAGAGUACUGGAGUCUCAGACCUGGAAGAAGGUGGUCUACAUCGGAGGAGUUGCCAUGGUGUUUUGCUCCUCCUUUCCUCCAGCAUGCGUUUACUACUUGUUAUGGUCAAUUUCCUACAUAUUGUUUCCAACAACCCUGUGGAGCAGCAAAGUGUAAAGGGGUAAUGGCAUAUGAGGCUUCUCCUUCCUGCAAAUGAAAAUCAAACCAAUUUAGAAACUCGGAAAACUAUUUUUGGUAACACUUUCUAUGAAGCCCACAUUUAU
Messenger RNA from Sinocyclocheilus rhinocerous, 1062 nucleotides. RefSeq names its product CDP-diacylglycerol--serine O-phosphatidyltransferase-like. Gene Ontology annotation, molecular function: phosphotransferase activity, for other substituted phosphate groups. The record is from RefSeq and is a predicted model, not a curated record. Gene Ontology annotation, biological process: phospholipid biosynthetic process. The coding region runs from base 188 to 955 and encodes 255 amino acids. NCBI's taxonomy places the organism in Eukaryota, Metazoa, Chordata, Actinopteri, Cypriniformes, Cyprinidae. Gene Ontology annotation, cellular component: membrane. The transcript has 5 exons.